AUGCUACGCGCGUGCCCGCUGCUGCUGCGCCGCCGCGGUGCCGGCAUCAUCGGCCUCCCCAACGUUGGGAAGUCGACGCUCUUCAACGCCCUCACGUGCAGCCAGCAGGCCAAGACGGGCAACUUCCCCUUCUGCACCAUCGACGCGAAUCUCUCAAAGGUCCCUGUGGUGGACGAGCGGCUGCGUAGGCUCGCCGCCUUCACAGGGGCGCAGAAGAUCGUCGACGUUGAGAUUGACCUCGCGGAUGUGGCGGGGCUCAUCGAGGGCGCAUCGAAGGGCGCCGGGCUCGGCAACAAGUUCCUCAACGACAUUCGCCCAUGCACCAUUCUACUGCACAUGGUGCGGUGCUUUGAGAGCANCCGGGCUCGGCAACAAGUUCCUCAACGACAUUCGCCCAUGCACCAUUCUACUGCACAUGGUGCGGUGCUUUGA
This is a messenger RNA of Trypanosoma grayi, 432 nucleotides long. RefSeq names its product putative GTP-binding protein. Gene Ontology annotation, molecular function: ATP hydrolysis activity; GTP binding. Lineage: Eukaryota; Euglenozoa; Kinetoplastea; Trypanosomatida; Trypanosomatidae. Gene Ontology annotation, cellular component: cytoplasm. Bases 1 to 432 code for a protein of 143 amino acids. The transcript has a single exon. The record is from RefSeq and is a predicted model, not a curated record.